CUACGGGCCGCAGAGAUGGCAACUCCCGAGGUGGUUAUAAAUAGCUGCAGCUUUCAGUCUGAGGAAAAUGGGGCCACAUUUAACCAGAAUACAUCUCCCUCUGAGGAGCUUCUAUUAGAAGACCAGAUGAGGCGAAAACUCAAAUUCUUUUUCAUGAAUCCUUGUGAGAAAUUCUGGGCUCGAGGCAGAAAACCAUGGAAACUUGUCAUACAAAUUAUAAAACUUGUAAUGGUGACUAUGCAGCUGGUCUUUUUUGGGCUAAGUAACCAGAUGGUGGUAGCUUUCAAGGAAGAUAACACUAAUGCAUUCAAACACCUCUUUCUAAAAGAAUACGUGAACCAAGCGGAUGACACGUAUGCCGUGUACACACAGAGUGAUGUAUACAGUCAGAUCAUCUUCGCAGUGAACCAGUACUUGCAGCUACGCAACGUCUCAGUUGGGAAUCAUGCUUAUGAGAAUAAGGGUUCGGAACAGUCUGGGAUGGCGAUCUGCCAGUACUUCUACAAGCAAGGAAACAUCUGUCCUGGAAAUGAUACCUUUGACAUUGACCCCAAAAUCGAAACUGAAUGUUUCUCUGUGGAGCCAGAUGAAUCUUCUUACAUUGGAACACUGGAAGAAAAUAAACUCAACUUAACGCUGGACUUUCACAGACUUUUAACAGUGGAGCUGAAGUUCAAACUGAAGGCCAUUAAUCUGCAGACUAUUCGUCAUCACGAGCUCCCUGACUGUUAUGACUUCACUCUGACUAUAACUUUUGACAACAAAGCCCAUAGUGGAAGAAUUAAGAUAAGUUUAGAUAAUGACAUUUCCAUCAGAGAAUGUAAAGACUGGCACGUGUCUGGAUCAGUUCAGAGGAACACUCAUUACAUGAUGAUCUUUGAUGCCUUUGUCAUCCUGAUGUGCUUGGCUUCGUUAAUCCUGUGCUUACGAUCUGUGAUUAAAGGAAUUCAGCUUCAACAGGAAUUUGUCAAUUUUUUCCUCGUCCAUUAUAAGCAGGAGGUUUCUGUUUCUGAUCAAAUGGAAUUUGUCAAUGGAUGGUACAUUAUGAUUAUUAUCAGUGACUUAUUGACAAUCAUUGGAUCAAUUCUGAAAAUGGAAAUCCAAGCCAAGAGUCUAACAAGUUAUGACGUCUGCAGCAUACUUCUUGGGACCUCUACCUUGCUUGUGUGGAUUGGCGUCAUCCGAUACCUCAGUUUCUUUCACAAGUACAACCUCCUCAUCUUGACCCUCCAGGCGGCGCUGCCCAAUGUCAUGAGGUUCUGCUGCUGUGCAGCUGUGAUUUAUUUUGGCUACUGCUUCUGUGGAUGGAUUGUGCUGGGGCCUUACCAUGAGAAGUUCCGUUCUCUGAACUUGGUCUCCGAGUGCCUUUUUUCUUUGAUAAAUGGAGAUGAUAUGUUUGCCACAUUUGCAGGAAUGCACCAAAAAAGUUACUUGGUCUGGCUAUUUAGCAAAAUUUACCUCUACACAUUCAUCAGUCUCUUUAUAUACAUGAUUUUGAGUCUUUUCAUUGCACUGAUCACUGAUACAUAUGAAACGAUUAAGCAUUACCAACAAGAGGGCUUCCCGGAGACCAGACUUCGUACAUUUAUAUCAGAGUGCAAAGAUCUACCCAACUCUGGAAAAUACAGAUUAGACGAUGACCCUCCAGUGUCUAUAUUCUGCUGUUGUAAAAAGUAG
Molecule: messenger RNA, 1677 nt
Organism: Molossus molossus (Pallas's mastiff bat)
Lineage: Eukaryota; Metazoa; Chordata; Mammalia; Chiroptera; Molossidae
Gene: MCOLN3
Product: mucolipin 3
Exons: 13
Coding region: 16-1677 (553 amino acids)
Cellular component (GO): plasma membrane; lysosomal membrane
Molecular function (GO): NAADP-sensitive calcium-release channel activity
Source: RefSeq, a predicted model, not a curated record